CUCUGAUUGGGCUUUGGGCGAGUCACGUGGCGCGGCGGCUCUUUCCCGCCUGCAGCCGCUCGCUCGCUCGCAGAACGUACAUGGAAUUUACUGCUUCUGUCAGGUUGAGAUUGCCAUUAUUUCUUGAUCAAAUUAAUGUCAAAGCAGUAUUCAAGUGGCAGUAUCUUUGAUUAAAAGAAGUAAUUAUGCACCGAAGACAGAAAAGUUCAAAUAUUGGACUACUACUGCUACUUUCUCAGAUUUUCCAAGUUGGAGUUUCUAACAUUCCACCUGUGACACUUGCCGCUUUGGCAGCAAACGUUUUUCUCUUUUUACAACCCAUGAAACGACUGGACAAAACAUGCAUCAGUGUCACCGAGUGUCUUUACAGAAGAGAUUGGCAUCGUUUGUAUCUUUCACCAUUUCACCAUGCGGAUGAUUGGCAUCUAUAUUUUAAUAUGGUCUCCCUGCUUUGGAAAGGAAUUAAGUUGGAGAGGAGGCUUGGAAGUUUUUGGUUUGGAUAUAUCAUUACAAUAUUUUCUCUGCUAAUUGGAGUUGUGUACAUGCUUCUGGAACUUGCUCUUGCAGAACUUCUGGAUGUUCCUUCAUACAAACAGAGUUGUGCUGUUGGCUUUUCAGGAGUAUUAUUUGCUUUGAAAGUUCUUAACAACUACUAUCACCCAGGUGGAUCAAGCAACGUCAUGGGAUUUAUUAUAUCCAAUAAAUAUGCUUGUUGGUUGGAACUUGUAGCAAUUCACUUACUGAACCCAGGGACCUCUUUUGCAGGGCAUCUGGCAGGUAUUCUUGUUGGGCUAAUGUACACCAUGGGACCUCUGAAGAUGCUCAUGAAAGCAUGCUCAGGUGGCUUUCGCUCUCAAACUGACUUUUCAGAACAAAGAAACAGAUACAAUUCAGAGAAUUUUAGAUACCCAGGUUACCCAUCACACUCAUCGAGAGAUUACAGCAUGUAUACUGGCGGACUGAAUGAAGAAGAACAGGUUGAAAGGGCCCUCAGAAAUAGUCUGAAUGAUAGAGAAAUAAAUUGUUGGCAACCAGGAAGAAAACAUCCUAGACAGAAAGCAGUCUAUUUACAGGCCCAAGACAUUACAGCAAUGAGAGGAGACCCUACGGCUUCUGGCUUCCACCGGAAGAGCCAUCAGUUGAGGAACUUAGAAGGCAAAGACUUAAUCGAUUUGAGAGGUGGUAAAAUUCUCAGGUUUUUAAAAUAUAUAUAAAGGGCUCUUCCCAGUCGCCAGAUCACUGUCCGAUCUUUAUCAGUUUAGCAGUUUCUCAGAAAAUAAUGUUUCCUGCAAAUUAUCGUACCAAGGUGUGUGGAAAAUGUGCACUUGCUUUGCCUCUGGACUUCCAAAGUUAAAAGUGAAGUUGAAAAAGUUUCUUUAAACCCUUACAUCCUGCAAGGAACUUCCUUUUGGGGUUACAUUCAAAGACACUGCAGACAAAACCAAAGGGGAUUUCUCACGCCACAAAACUCACUUCUUAAAUUAUAUUGUAUUUGGGUUUAUUUUCUUUAACUCUGAUAAUCAUUUGCUUGUGUUUUGAAUAUAUACUGUGUGGAUGCAAAUGUAUAAUGAAAAUGUUUAUUUUCUAUUUGGAAUCCUUAAAAAAAAAUCUGAGUACAAUUGACUUGGAAUAUCUGUGCAAGCACAACUGAAAUGAAAGGAAAGAGAGAUGUGCAGGAACUAUACAUGGGCAGUACCCAUUCACUUGAGUGAGAUGGGCUUGUGGCACGCUUUUCAUUGUUGGAUAAUGCUGAGUCUUGCUUUACAUUGAGCUCACUAUGGAAGCUUCUGCCAGCUGCUUCUCUGCACAGAAUUUACGUCUCAAAUGCUCUGGAACAGAAUUUGAUGUGCCUCAGAAAAGUUCAAGAUACAGUUUAGGGCUUCUAGAUAACAGCUUUUAUUUGGCUAGGAUAUGCCCUCUUUAGAUCUGCUGAUUGGUUAAACCCAUCCAUAUUGUUUUCAGUAUAAUUUAAGAACUAAACAUUAUGGUGUGUAAAAAGAAGCUCCUGGCAGCCGUUCUGCAGUGCCUUUGGGCACAAUUGUGUGCUAGUGAUGUAUCUUUUUUAGGUAAUAAAGUGACACUCAGUGUAUAAAUAUAUUAAUGUAGUAACACUUAAAUCUUUUUGUACACGAGAGGCCUGAACUUUGUAUAUUUUUCAAAGCCCAAGUAGGAGAACUUUCGUUGCCUUCAAUCUUUUCAGUAUUAUUCAUAGCAUAUUUAGAUUCAUGCUGUAAGUUUUGAUUUAUUUGUAUGUUCGAAUGUGAGUUUACAUACUGACUGGGUUCUGUGCUUUUGAAGCAUUGACACAACUACCUCUCCAAGGAGUUUUGUCCAGGAUCUCCCUCUCCCUUUCUAUUCCUCCCUGCCCCCCAUAUGCACAUCAUAAGUAACAUCUGGAUGUUAAUGUAGCAGAAAUAUUGAUGAUGUAAUCUGUUUGUUUUCUGGAUUUCAUCAGCAGAUCCUCAGUUUAAAAAUAUGAAAACAUUUGAGAUGCACAGGAUAUUGUUUGGAUAGGCUUCAGUUUUGCAUCUGUAAUUUCCUUUAUCAGUGUUGUCCCAAGAGAACCAAAAUACAAAAUGGUUUUUUGUCUUGCCAACUGCUGAGAGCUCUAAAUUUGGGAGAGGUUUCAGGAAUACAGUAAUGGCACUACAUAAAAAUCUCUUUGGUCUCUGAUGAUUUUGUAGGUCUUUUAUAUUCAGAACUACUGAUCCUGUACAUAAUUGAGUACUGGUUUUCAUCUGCAAUCUAUACUGCAAGUGCAGCAAAUGUUGUGCUUGAAUUUUUAUUUUAAGAUCUAGCUAGCAUUUGUGCUGUUACAUUUUUGUCCUUCAGGAAAAUCCUGUGACCACCUAUGCUAACCUUCUUUUGGUUAAGACUUGCAUUUGGGGAAAGACUUGCAUUGCUGCCAAAGGGAGCUUACUUCUAAGUGGAAAUAGCUUCAGAGGAGCAAUAUUCAUCAGGACCACAACAGGAAAGUCCAGGAUAAUUACUUGUAAAGGUGCAUUUACCUUUGUGGUCACUGAAUUUGCCAUUACAUUUAGUCAACUAAUUUUCAAUUUUCAAACAGUAAUACUUGAACCGAAUCAAGUACUACUCAUUUAAGAACAUAAGAAUAGCCUGCUGGAUCAGGCUAAUGGCCCGUCUAGUCCAGCAUCCUGUUCUCACAGUGGCCAACCAGAUGCCUAGGAAAAACUUUGGUUUCCAGCAACUGGUAUUCAGAAGCAUUCUUCUCCUUGAAUGCUCUUCUCCAUGAAUUUGUCUAAUCUUUUAGAGCCAUCUAAGUUGGUGAUUAUCACUGCCUCCUGUUUACUUAUUGUAAACUUCUGCAAAUGUUGCUGAUGAAGACGCCCUCGACUUUUAAAUUAUUAUUUUUAAAGCAAAUCUUCACAAGCUCCUGGAAAUCAUUUUGGUUAAUCUCUUUUGAGGAAUUGUGUUAGAAGAGGUGAGAUUGAACAUUCCUGUUCAUUACAUGUUUUGUCACUGGUAAUUAUGGUUUGUGAAUUAACAAGCAAUCUUGUGAUUUUUUAAAAGAAUAAAAUAUAUAUAUUUCACACUUCA
Molecule: messenger RNA, 3558 nt
Organism: Podarcis raffonei (Aeolian wall lizard)
Lineage: Eukaryota; Metazoa; Chordata; Lepidosauria; Squamata; Lacertidae
Gene: RHBDD1
Product: rhomboid domain containing 1
Exons: 9
Coding region: 186-1214 (342 amino acids)
Cellular component (GO): membrane
Molecular function (GO): serine-type endopeptidase activity
Source: RefSeq, a predicted model, not a curated record